Molecule: messenger RNA, 1041 nt
Organism: Protopterus annectens (West African lungfish)
Lineage: Eukaryota; Metazoa; Chordata; Ceratodontiformes; Protopteridae
Product: melatonin receptor type 1A-like
Exons: 3
Coding region: 1-1041 (346 amino acids)
Biological process (GO): G protein-coupled receptor signaling pathway
Cellular component (GO): membrane
Molecular function (GO): melatonin receptor activity
Source: RefSeq, a predicted model, not a curated record
AUGCUUUAUGAUACCUACAAAUAUAAAAUCGUUGCUGUAAACCAACUCACACUUGAAGUCUGUGUUUACCAGGAAAACAUUCAUCCCAUGCGGGAUGACCCAAAAAUUGGGCUAGUUUCUUUGCGGCAACACCAUGUCUACAAAGGUUUAACAAUUUUGCUGGCCACUGUGAUGAUCUUUACAACCAUCAUGGACAUCAUUGGGAACAUACUAGUGGUGAUGUCUGUGUUACAAAACAAAAAACUCAGAAAUGCUGGUAAUAUGUUUGUUAUCAGCUUGUCUGCAGCAGAUAUCACUGGUGCUGUUUAUCCAUAUCCUUUGCUUAUCAGAUCCAUCUUACAAAAUCAGUGGCAAUUUGGAGAAACACAAUGCCAGAUUUCAUCUUUCAUUCAUGCUUUGGGUCUCCAUGCUUCUGCGUAUAACAUCAUGGUGAUAGCAAUCAAUCGGUGGUGUUGUAUUUGCCAUGGUAGAAACUAUGGCAAGAUAUUCAGCAUGAAGAAUUCCUUUUAUUACAUACUGCUGAUAUGGAUAAUUAGCCUUAUUUCGCUUUUAGCAACUCACUUCAUGGGAGCUAUACAAUAUAAUCCACAAGUAUACAUGUGCACACUUCUAGUCACUGCAAAUGAAGCAUUAACUGUUGUCCUUUCAGUCUUUCAUUUCAUUUUGCCAGUAACCAUUGUAAUCCUAUGCUAUGUAAAUAUCUGGAUUAUGGUCAUAUGUGUCAAGUACAGAAUAAAAAAAGAUAAUAAGCAAACUAUCAGUUCCACAGACAUGAAGAACUUUUUGACAAUGUUUGCAGUAUUUGUUCUUUUUGCCAUUUGCUGGGCCCCAUUCAGUAUUCCUGCUUUGAUUGUAGUUUUUAGCCCUCCAGGAAAGGCACCAAAUUUUCCUGACUGGUUGUUUGUUAUUGGUUUCUUUACUACAUGUUUCAACAGCUGCCUUAAUGGUAUUGUUUAUGGGGUUUUCAAUAAGAAUUUUCGUCAGGAGUACAAACGUAUACUGUGGUCAUUGUUAACAUUAAUAAUGGGAUUCAAAAAGUGA